This is a messenger RNA of Vigna umbellata (rice bean), 1812 nucleotides long. RefSeq lists its product as uncharacterized. The record is from RefSeq and is a predicted model, not a curated record. Lineage: Eukaryota; Viridiplantae; Streptophyta; Magnoliopsida; Fabales; Fabaceae.
UCAUAAGCAGGAACAGUGAAUACUGACACUGUUCUUCGUCACACGCGGCGAACCGAAAUCACACAAUCUCGACGCAAACCACUACGUAUUUCUUUCAAUAAUAAUUUGUCUUUUAAGGUUGAAGAAACUCAGACCCUGUUUUCUUUCUCCCUCUCUCUAAUCCCCAAUCUGGUUCUUGUGCGCUCGCAAUAAAUAAGAACCAUUUUAAAGAACAUCAAAAUGAAAGACCAAACAAUGAGUUACGAUUCCCACUGUCUCUAAUUGGGGUUUCUGGGAAUUUCUUGUCGUUUUCUCUGGAAAAUUAUGUCCUCCGCAUCUUCUUUGGGUUUUCCCGGAAAAGCUCUCACCAAUCUUGAACGCUUUCUGGUAUGCGUCACUCCAGAUGUUCCUUCACUCACUCUUCAGGGCUGUUGUAGUGAUCCAAAUGGCCAAUGGGUACCUCCUGGAAAAGACACAGUUGAAUACUUCAAUCUGAAAGAUCUUUGGGACUGCUACUAUGACUGGAGUGCAUAUGGUGUUGGAACUCCUAUGAUGUUUGAAAAUGGUGACACUAUGCAAUACCAUGUUCCAUAUUUGUCUGCCAUCCAAAUCUACAGUAGCAAAGCGGUUGCAGCAGCUUCUAGGCUUGGGAAAGAGGAUAGUGAAGGAGCUGAAUCUGAUUCCUGGAGUGAGGACAGUGGAAGUGAUAAGCUAUCUAGAACACUGAGUAACAAUUCUAGCAAAGCAUGGGAUGAUGCUUCUUUAGAUUCAAACUCUGAACAAGUGGGUUCUUGGACAGCAAAGGAUAAUGAACUUUACUUACAGUACAAUGAGACCUCUCCAUAUUGGCAGAGAGUUCCAUUUUCUGAGAAGAUAGCUGAGUUAGCUAGAAGCCACCCAGCGUUGAUGACAUUGAAGAGUGCAGAUAUUUACCCAACCAGUUGGAUGGCUGUUGCUUGGUACCCGCUUUAUUCCGUACCAUGUCAGAAAAGUAAAAAGGACCUGUCAAGCUUCCUCACUUUCCAUACAUUGUCGUCUUUCCAAGAUUUAGCAAGAACAUAUGAUGAAAUUGACACAGGGAGCAGUGCAUGUUUUUCAAAUGGGUGGCGAAGAAUUAUAAGAGAAAAAUGUAAGAAACAAGAGGGUGGUUGUAUAUCUCUCUUUCCAUUUGGACUAGCCACUUACAAAAUGCAGAAAAAUGUUUGGUCAAACACCUCCAAUAAAGUGGUGUCUGAUCUAUACAAUGCUGCAGACUCGCGGUUGAAACUUCUCAACGCUGAUCACCAUGACUUCAACUUCUUCACAUGCCAGCCCACUUGUGCCUAGUACAUUGUUUCAUGUGUGUUCAAUGUAAUCCAAACAUCCUAACUCAUGUCCUUUACUUAGUAUUAUGGUACUCUGACUUCGGCAUAUGUUAAGGAUUUUUUGGUAACCAGAACAUUGAUAAAAAUGUACAUUUUUGUUUAGUGGGUCUUCUUGUUAAGUGAUGUUUCUUCUUUAUCCAAUUCUUUUGGUUUGGUUACUUUCAUAUAUGACUGUCAAAUUUUAGGCAAACUAAUUGUUAUCUCUUUUCUAGUACAGUCUUUUCCAUCUUUAAAUACUUUGCAAGUUCUUCUGCUUCACUACAACGUUGGGGGAUCAAUUGCCGUGAAUUCAGGAGACAUAGGCUAAAAUAAUUGACAUGAAAUCAGCCUUUGGUAAAGUCGGGUUGGGUCACAGGACCACAAAAAUAAAUAAACUGUAUCCAUCAAGUCAAAGUAUUAUAAAAAAAUGGACACAUUUCUGUUUAUGGUAACCUAAAUUAGAUUUUCAGAUUUUUUAAUAUAAUAAAUA